AUGGAUCAGGGUCGUUUUCCAGCAGUCCAGGUGGUCAUCGGUGGGCUGGGGCAGCCUCAGAAUCACUUCCAUGAUGGUACCUCCAACGGCGUCCCUAAUGGGAUGCGCCAGCCUGUAACGCGCCCGCUACUGGUAGAUGAAGCCUUGCAAUUUUCUCCUAUGAGCACUGCGCCCGUGUUCGGUCUAGAUUCAAUAACUCGCCCCGAUGUCACCGGACAAUCUUCGACCACCCUCCCUGCAUAUUCGCGAUCGGUCGCUCGUAAAUUGAUACAGGACUUGGACACGGAAGUACAGGCAGGAACCGAAAAGUCUCCUCGAUUCACGGCAGUAUAUGGAAAGCUUCUGAAUGAACAUUUAAGCUCGGAUAGACGGUCAGAGUUCAAAUUCCGGUUUGCAUCGGGCUUGGAUCAGGUCAAGAAACAAUCUCAACGUGAUGGCCGAUCAGUACUUACUAGCGGUCUAAGCCCGUUUGCCAAAAUGGUACUGGACGGAAGCGAUAUAGCGUUUGAUUACCCGGAAACCAAGUUGCCGCCAUCAGGUUUACAAACUCCAGGAAAAAUUCUUCAACCUGCUGUUGUCAUCCCACCCUUCGGUUCUCCAGGGACCUCCCGUUCAGUGGUCGACCAAGGUGCUGCUAAAAAGCGAAAACUGAAUGCUGAGGUGGAGAACUAUGCUACGAGUCUGAGGCUCAAGGACCAAAAGGAAGAAGCGGAUGCCGCUCUGUUGAAGCUGCAGGAUUUCAUGCAAGAGAUAUUCGAAGCGGAAGACCAGCUCGAACCAGAUACCUCAUCCGCUGCCCUCGGCCAAAAUUCAGGUUCCAUGUUCAGGGUCGCCAAUGUCUUGGAGGUCCGCGGAACUAUCCUUGGUCCUGAGAGUCAUGGUAAACUCCAAAAGUCUUUACAGAAAGUUGCAAGCUUUGGACGAUUGCACGACAUCCCUUCUGAAUACCUUAACCGGCUCCAGAAAAUCUGCGAGAACCCCAUAGUGGCCGCGCAAGUCCUGGAUUUACGCUUAGACGACUCUUUGAACGAUGCAGACACUCAUCUUUGGAUCCAGAAAUUGGAGGACCUACACAACACACUUCUCGCCAUUGGUACACUUCUUCAAACCAUGUCUUGCCGACGCUCAGAGCGAGAUCUUUGUCCCGAGGACAUAUUGCAAGCUAUACCGAAUGUCUUGACGAUAUUGUUUGAUCAAUGUAUCAUCCCUGCAGUGGAGGUCCGCCCUGUCGAUGAAGGGAAGAGGCUUUUCGAACUUGUCUCUCGAGAGAAGAAGAUCUUCAGUGCUCUACUUCAUCAAACCAGCAAGGUGAUGAACCUCCUGGCGAACUUCCUUUCAUUAAUAGACGUUUCUGAAAGCGUCAUUACGUCCACUGAAUUCUUAGCAACUAAGCUGAUUUUCGUCGAGAAUGCGCACAAUGACAAAGACUCUGCUGUUGGAUUCCAGAAAUUUGAAUCCGUGCGCCGCGCAGCAAUGGACGUUCUCGCUAAAAUCUUUUCACGCUAUCCCGCUCAACGCCCUUUCAUCCUCGACGAGAUCUUGGUGUCAUUGGAGAAGCUGCCGUCGACUCGCCAAAACGCUCGGCAAUUCAAACUGAUAGAUGGUAAAGCCAUUCAGCUGCUAACGGCUCUUGUCAUACAGUUAGUGCAAACGACCGCUCUGGACAUCCCCAAAUCCAAAAAAUCCAGAGCUAGACGUCAUCAUCUUGCAAGUAAUGGUGCCGAUGAGGACAAAGAUGAUAUCGAUGUCAAGGAUGAAGACGAAGAAAGCGAUUCUGAAGAUGAAGAUUCUUUCAAAUUGUCCUUGGAACGGCUCACAAGCCGAGUAAACGAGCUCUACGACAAUGCGGUCCGGAGCGCUCAGUACAUCAUCAAAUUUAUCGUACAACGGGCAAUGACCUCAACAAAAAACGGCGAUCAACCUUAUCGAAAUAUACUGGAUCUUUUCACAGAGGACUUGAUCAGUAUCCUGGGUUCGACCGAUUGGCCAGCUGCCGAAUUACUGCUUCGUAUUCUCGCGUCUCAUAUGAUAAGUAUUGCUGAGCUUGACAAGAGUUCAUCGACUGCCAAAAAUAUGGCCCUUGAAUUGCUCGGUUGGAUGGGUUCCGGUAUCUCCGAUCUCACAACUGCUGCUCAACAUCUGAUUCGUUCGAUGGAAGAUGCAGACAACAAAAUAACCCAGUAUCUCCGCCAACUCUAUGAAGACCACAUAAGUCACGCUCUACAUAUUCAGGAUUUAAUUUCCGCAGAUGGUCCCUACCGCAUCACAUUGGAGUACCUUCAGGACAGAGACCUUGAUAACUGGCAACUUACCAGUGCUCGGGGGUAUUACAUAGUCCAGUGGGCUAAGACUGUCUCGUCCACAUACUACGACUCGGAAGAUAGAAGCGUGGUUGUUCAACAAGAUAGGAGUGUUGACGAGUUGCUGUCUAUUUUCCCCAAACUGUUAUCGGACCCGAAGUGGUUGGAGACAAACACCCACUAUGGCAAGAUCCCAGCAGCUCACGGAAAGUUUGCAUACAUUCUGACAGUUUUAAACAUGGGCUUUUCGAAAGCAUUCGAUACGAUCUUCAAGGUCCUGCUGAACUCGAUUACCAGUGACCAGGCCAAAGUCCGAAGCCGUAGCUUGAAGAGUGUUAUUACUAUGCUCGAAAAAGACCCAAGUCUACUAGAUCGUGACUCAUCAGUCAUGCGUGUUGUGCUUAGAUGUGCCGCUGAUGCUUCGCCCAUGGUUCGCGACUCGGCGCUCUCCCUAAUCGCAAAAUGUAUCGGACUUAAACCGGCACUCGAAGAAGAAGGCUGCCGGGCUAUUCUCGCUUGUGCUGCCGAUGCUACAGCUGGAGUGCGGAAACGUUGCAUAACGUUACUGAAAGACAUUUAUUUCAAAACCAUGCGCAAGGACCUGAAACUUGCUAUACUCGAUAGCCUACUUCAAAGGACGAGUGAUUUUGAGGAGGCUGUGGUCGUUCAGGCUCAGCAGACCAUUGAAGAGAUCUGGUUCACACCAUUUGUCACAUCGAUUGACAACCUGCAGGAUGCUCCCAAAUCCAAAGUUGCACUAGCGGAACAGACUUCUCUUAUAAUCAGCUUAGUACAACGCAGUGAGACUGCGGCAGAGGGGUUAGGCUCAUUUGUGAAAAAAGUUAUUUCUGAAAACUCCAAAGCAACUAGUCAAACUUUCAAGGUGUGCAAAGCGAUGGUGGCGAACAUGUUUGAGCGACUUAUUGACGACCCUGGUUCAUUGGAAAAGCAAGAUCAUCAAGCGCUUCUGCAGACGAUUACAGUUUUUGCAAAAUCCAGUGCUAAGCUGUUCAACCCGGAGCAGCUUCAAGCCCUCCAUCCAUAUAUCGGACACCUUAUCACAGCGGACGACCUGUUCAUUUUCCGUUCUGUGGUCGUGAUUUAUCGUUGCGUUCUUCCUUAUAUCUCCUCUGCUCAUAACACCUUUCUGAAAGAAGUGCAAAAUGAUCUGUUCAAAAGUGUGGCAAAGCUUGCCAGGUCUGAGUUGAACGAAGUUAUGGCGUGUCUCUGGACCAUUAACGGAGUUCUUCAAAAUACAGACAGACUGGUUAAGCUUACGAUCUCCGUGUUGAAGGGUAUCAGUCAAGCGAAAGGCGUUGAUCUUUCCGAUAGCAGUAAGGCCGAUUUACUGAAUCGAGCUCGGAGCUACAUACGUAUUGCCGGUUGUGUAGGACGGCAUUGUGACCUUGAAAAGUUUGAACCUCAUUUCAAGAAGGCUUUUCCUACGUGGAAGGGAGGUUCUGUCGCCGGUCUUCUUGUUGAUUUUAUCUUGCCGUUUGUGCACCAAGAUCAACCACUCGAAUUGAGAACAAUGGCACUUGAGAGCUUAGGCUCAAUUUGUCAAUCUUGGCCGGCGCAGUUUAGUAGGGAAGCGCCUAGGACGGUGAUAUCAUCUAUUUUCAAAGAGGAUAACGCUGGUCUUCAUAACAUCAUUCUUCGAGCCUUUUCCGAGUUCUUUGCAAUCCACGAAGGCAAGCAAGAAAAGCUUGUUCAACCGCAGGCCGAAAAUACCGACCCGGAGGCGACAACAAGACUGGGUGGAUCGCUGAAGGCUAGUGACAAUGAUGGCGCAGCAGCACUUAUAGCCCAGCAUUUUUUGCACGAUAUGCUUCGUAUCGCUCACUCUAGCCAGGACGCGUACGCACUGACCGCUAUUGAACUGAUAUCGAGUAUCAAUCGUCAGGGUCUUGUGCAUCCCAAGGAGUGUGCUGGCGUAUUGGUCUCGCUAGAGACAUCGACUAUUCCUGCCAUUGCGAAGAUAGCGUAUGAUACACAUAAAAUGCUGCACCAACAGUACGAAUCGAUGUUCGAGCGGGAAUAUAUGCGAGCUAUUCAAGAUGCCUUUUUCUAUCAACGGGACAUUGUUGGCGAUUCGAAUGGAGCAUUGCCUCGGCCAUACACCGCAAAACUCGCUCCUCUUUUCGACAUUAUCAAGAUUAGCAACAGCAAGUACCAGAAGAAGUUCCUUGCUAAUCUUUGCUCGAGAGUCAAAUUUGAAUUAAAGACUUUGGAUGUUACAGGCAGCCCCCCUGAGCAUCUUCUCCUGGCAAGGUUUAUCUGCCAAAAUCUUGCUUUCUUUGAUUACGCCCAGUUGGCCGAAUUGGUACCAACGAUUACUUGCAUGGAGAGAAUUGUUUCAGCCACUGGUACCAUCGUUGCACAUGCUAUCGAGACGGAAGUAUUUCCUCCUCAAUUGGACGUUCCCACUGCGCAGCCUAUGGAGCAGCCUAUAAUGCAGGGAUUGCCAGAUCAAGUUAUGACUGGCACAGUGGUACGACCUCCCCAACAUACGGUUAAACCCUAUCUCUUGCGACAACUUGCGACCGCAGCCGCCAUCUUAUGUAUACUCUGGGAAACAAGGACCCAUCUGCGCAGACAGUAUGGUAUCACGUAUGGUAUGAAACACAGUGAGAAUAAAGCCAACAUCAAAGAGCUUAACAAGGCCCCGACAAAAGUUCAUGGUAUUACAGGAGACCGCUACUGGGAAGCUAUAUCCAACACCAUGGCAUGCCUUGACAGCGAGGAGAAUAUGUUGCAGCAAUGUCGAUCCUUUGCUACUCUACUCUCCAUUGACGACGAACUAAAGGUUCCCAACGGCGAAGACGAAGACGCGGAGCUAGAUGAUCUGGAUGCACCUGCAGAUGAUGAUCCCAGAGAAGUUAAUGGCAGCAAACCGAUGAAACGAAAGAGUUCUGUCAAUGGCGGCACGCCUGCAAAACGGCCUAGAGGUCGGCCGGUUGGCAGCAAGAAACGGCAGAGUUCUGAGACGGUGGAUUCUUUUAUUUUCUGA
Talaromyces stipitatus ATCC 10500 is the source of this 5310-nucleotide messenger RNA. RefSeq names its product sister chromatid cohesion protein Mis4, putative. The transcript has 6 exons. Gene Ontology annotation, cellular component: Scc2-Scc4 cohesin loading complex. Bases 1 to 5310 code for a protein of 1769 amino acids. Lineage: Eukaryota; Fungi; Ascomycota; Eurotiomycetes; Eurotiales; Trichocomaceae. Gene Ontology annotation, molecular function: chromatin binding. The record is from RefSeq and is a predicted model, not a curated record. Gene Ontology annotation, biological process: replication-born double-strand break repair via sister chromatid exchange; regulation of gene expression; establishment of protein localization to chromatin.